ACCCUCUCGACGACACCACUGUCACAAGUUUUUCCCUGUGUGAAACCUGAAACCACUCUCUUCUUGCGUUUCAAAUCUGUCUCCAGAUACUAUGACCCUUGCUGAUGCGUACGGCGCCUUCGCCAUCGCUGGCAUCGUUGUAUGUGCCACGCUUUGUGCCGAGUUCCUCACUUGGAUGCUCGUCUAUAGCACAGAUCAGUACAAGAAAGCCUGCGAUCGUGUCAAAGAACUCAACAAACAACUCGCCAAGGCGGACGCAAAAGUAGUAUCCGUUGACAAGCGAAAAAAGCACGACAAGCUCAUCGAGUCCAUCGAAGACGACUUAAAGGUUGCCUCCCAGAGCAUGGAUGCUGUCAAGCUCCGCGGUAGCAUACUUACCGGCAUCUCAUUUUUCUUCCUCUACCGCGUAGUGGCCGCCGCCUGGACUGGGGUCGUCGUCGCCCGCCUUCCUUUCCUACCUUUCAAAUUUAUCCAGACCUUUGCUUCCCGCGGUCUAGAUGGAAAGGACAAGUAUAGUUGCUCCUUUGGCUUUAUAUAUACGUUAUGCACCAUCGGGAUCAAGGCCAAUAUUCCGAAGGCCAUUGGUGCUGUUCCUGUCAAGUCCGCUUUCAACGCUUCGCGAAUGGCUGCAAGGCAACAGAAGAAGUCGGAAGCUGCUUCGAGCUGACAAAGCUCGAAUCUCGGCCUUUGAAUGCGUCUAGUUUCGUUUCUGACAGUCGUCGACUUUGCCGCCCCCUACAAGCCUUCACGUGGAUGUGGAAUGGGCCAAUUUUAAAGGCAAUUUGUCCUUACUUGGUGGGAUAGGAAGGAGUGACAAUUUCAAUUUCAAUGUUUCCAUGCAGAAUGACUUUCAGAUGCAUGCGUGUGUCCGCUCCUCUGCGAUUACCGACCACAGACGGCAUCCAGCGGUCAAGCUACGUUUAGAACCGCGAAGGGAAUUGUAACACACCAUAAUGUCAAUAACAGCAGGUAAACACGUUCCAAUUUCCUUUCA
Messenger RNA from Chondrus crispus (carragheen), 994 nucleotides. RefSeq lists its product as hypothetical. The record is from RefSeq and is a predicted model, not a curated record. NCBI's taxonomy places the organism in Eukaryota, Rhodophyta, Florideophyceae, Gigartinales, Gigartinaceae. Gene Ontology annotation, biological process: endoplasmic reticulum calcium ion homeostasis. Gene Ontology annotation, molecular function: calcium channel activity. Bases 92 to 667 code for a protein of 191 amino acids. The transcript is spliced from 5 exons. Gene Ontology annotation, cellular component: endoplasmic reticulum membrane; cytoplasm.